AUGUCUAUCGAAUUUACUAAUUUAACGACUGUUAGUUGUCAAAGAUUCAAAUGUUCAGGUCGUGGUCUUAUACUACCAUUUGGUAUUGAAGCAUGUAUGUCAAUACAAUUACGAGCAGUGUUAUACUUUAUAUUUUUACUUUAUCUUUUUCUUGGUAUUGCUAUUAUUGCUGAUAUAUUUAUGUCAGCAAUUCAAACAAUAACAGAAAGAAAACAAAAAAUACGUUAUCCAAAUCCAGAAAAACCAAAAGAAUAUUUAAUUGUUCAAGUUCCUAUAUGGAAUGCUACAGUUGCUAAUUUAACAUUAAUGGCACUUGGUUCAAGUUCACCAGAAAUUCUUUUAUCAAUUAUUGAAAUAGUUGGAAAUCGUUUUGAAGCAGGAGAACUUGGACCUGGAACUAUUGUUGGUUCUGCUGCUUACAAUCUUUUAAUGAUCUGUGCUUUAUGUAUUGCAUCAAUAAAAUCUCCUGAAACAAGAAAAAUAGAGUUAUAUAAUGUUUUUCUGGUCACAUCAUUUUUUGGUUUUUUUGCAUACAUAUGGCUAUUCAUUGUUUUAUCAGUCAUAUCAAAAGAUGUUGUUGAUCUUUGGGAAGCUGUCAUUACAUUUCUAAUGUUUCCAUUAGUUGUUAUACUAGCUUAUUUGGCUGAAAAGAAUUUUUUUGCUUCAAAAAAAAUUGAUAUGGAAGAAGAAGAACGAAAACUUAUAUUAACAAUACCCGAAGUAGAUGCAGCUGGUAAUGAACGUAUGUUUCGUCGAGAAGAACUUCUUCAAUUUUUACGUGAUCUUGGUCAAGCAACAACUUUAUCAUUAGAAGAUAAAGCACAAUUAUUUGCAGCUAAAUUAAGUGAAAGUAUGCCUCGAACACGUAUGCAAUAUCGAAUAGAAGGUACACGAAUGCUUGCUGGUGGUAAAUCUUUAUUUCCAAAUUUACCUGAAAAACUUCAAGAGAUAUAUACUACAAUGGAACGACGUCAUUCAAUAGAAGAUGAACGACAAAUACCACGAAUAUUAGAAGAAGUUGAUCAACUACCAACAAUUGAAUUCACUGCAACGGCAUAUGCUGUUAUGGAAAAUGAACAAAAAAUUGAUGUUAUAGUUAAACGAACGGGUCCAAUUAAUAUAUAUCAACGAGCUGUCAAACCGAAUUCAUCUGAUGCGACUAUUUCGCCUGACCAUGAAUAUGAGAGUCGAAAAGGAGCAUUAUCAAAAAUUAAUAUUGAUGAUGAUGCACAAAUGGCUAUACUUGAGUUUGCCUCAUCCAGCUAUGCUGUACUUGAACGCGAACAGCGUGUAACUGUUGAUGUCGUCAGAUACGGUGUAACUAAUUCUGUUGUUCGUUUUCGACUUGAUACAAUUGAUGGUACAGCAACAGCUGGUGAAGAUUAUACUAAAUUAUCUGAAGAAUAUAAAAUGGAACCUGGUCAACAAGAAAAAAAAGUAACUAUUAAUGUUAUUGAUGAUAAUCAAUGGGAACCCGAUGAAACAUUUUUCGUCAAAUUAUCAUUACCAGAUGAAGAAGAAACUCAUACAAAAUUAGGUUCAAAAACAGUUGCACUUGUUACAAUUAUUAAUGAUGAUGAACCUGGUUAUAUUGAAUUCGAACAGACAAUUAAUUUAGUUAAAGAAAGUGCUGGAAAAGCAGAAAUAAAAGUUCUACGUGUUAAUGGUGCCGAUGGACGUGUUACUGUUCAUUAUAAAACAGAAGAUAUGGAUGCUAAAGCAAUACAAGAUUAUGAACGUAAGUCAAAUAAUUUAUAA
Molecule: messenger RNA, 1758 nt
Organism: Rotaria sp. Silwood1
Lineage: Eukaryota; Metazoa; Rotifera; Eurotatoria; Philodinida; Philodinidae
Source: the annotation of a GenBank genome assembly